AUGGCCCUGAUCGAGUACGCCCUGUCCUGGUGGACUGUUGCCGCUGCCCUCGUCGUCCUUGCGGCGUCCUACGCCUACGACCAUGUCGUGACGCAUGCCCAUCUGCGAGGCAUUCCGGCGCCGUGGGGAGCGCAGUUCUCCAACCUGUGGCUGUUGGCCACCUGCCGCCGCGGCGAACGCUACCGGCGCGUCGACGAGGCUCACAGCAGGCUGGGCAAGGUGGUGAGGAUUCAGCCUGGGCACGUCAGCAUUGCCGACGACGGCGCCAUUGCUGCCAUCUAUGGCCACGGCAAUGGCUUCUUGAAAUCGGACUUCUACGAUUGCUUCGUCUCGAUUCAGCGCGGCCUUUUCAACACGCGCGUCCGGGCCGAGCACACUCGGAAGCGCAAGCUCGUUUCCCACACCUUUUCGGCAAAGUCGGUCGCCCAGUUUGAGGCAUACAUCCAAGACAACCUGCGCAUCUUUGUCCAGCAGCUCGAUUCACUCGUGGAGCAGAGCCGGGACCGCAACAGCGCCGGGCAGAAAGAGGCCCAGGUCGAUUGCCUGCCGUGGUUCAACUACCUCGCCUUUGACAUCAUCGGUGAUCUUGCCUUUGGCGCCCCCUUCGGCAUGUUGCGCGCCGGUGCCGACAGGGCCGAGAUCAGGGUGUCCCCGGAGAGCCCGCCCGUGUACGCGUCGGCGAUCCAGGCCCUCAACCGCCGGGGCGAGGUCAACGCAACCCUGGGCUGUUUGCCGGGGCUCCGGGCCUAUGCCCGCUGGCUGCCGGACCCCUUCUUCAUCCAAGGGGUCGACGCCGUCCGUCAGGUGGCGGGAAUUGGGAUCGCGCGCGUCAAGAGCAGGGUGGAGAGCCCGCCGGACGAGCAGCGCAAGGACCUCCUCGCCCGGUUGAUGGAGGGCCGUGACGACAAUGGGGAGCCGCUGGGCCGCGACGAACUGACGGCCGAGGCACUGACUCACACAAUCGCCGGCAGCGACACCACGUCGAACACGUCGUGCGCCCUGGCGUAUUACCUCGCCCGCUACCCGCGGACGCUGCAGAAGCUCCAAGCGGAGCUGGACGCGGCCCUUCCAGAUGACGUGCCUGUCCCGACGUACGACAAGGUCAAGGACCUCGAGUACCUUGGCUGGGUCAUCGACGAGACGAUGCGGCACCACUGCACUUCGGGCAUCGGCCUACCGCGCGAGAUCCCGCCCGGCUCGCCCGGCGUGACGCUCCUGGGCCGACAUUACCCCCCCGGAACGGUCCUGUCGGUGCCGACGUACACGAUGCACCACUCGAGGGAGAUUUGGGGCGACGACGCCGACGACUUCAAGCCCGAGCGCUGGGCAAAGGCGACGGCGCGGCAGAAGAACGCCUUCAUCCCCUUUAGCAUCGGGCCGCGGGCGUGCGUGGGCAGGAACGUGGCCGAGAUGGAACUGAGGCUCAUCGCGGCCACGUGGGCGAGGCGAUAUUCGGUCGAGCUGAGACAGGGGGACAUGGAGACGAGGGAGGGCUUUUUGAGGAAGCCCCUGGCGCUGCAAGUUGCUCUGUCUCGGAGAUGA
Molecule: messenger RNA, 1542 nt
Organism: Hirsutella rhossiliensis
Lineage: Eukaryota; Fungi; Ascomycota; Sordariomycetes; Hypocreales; Ophiocordycipitaceae
Product: cytochrome p450 domain-containing protein
Exons: 2
Coding region: 1-1542 (513 amino acids)
Molecular function (GO): oxidoreductase activity, acting on paired donors, with incorporation or reduction of molecular oxygen; monooxygenase activity; heme binding
Source: RefSeq, a predicted model, not a curated record